AUUUCAUGGUUAUAAAGGCUUAAAAAAUAAUUUACUACGUUUUAUUAUUCACACGACUUUAAACGCACUGCAUUGUUUAUCGCCAAGUAUUUCGUCGAUAGCCCGCCCCUAGCGGGCUAAUAGACGCAGUGACGCCGGCACUGGCAGUGGCGCGCCGUCAGCCCUCUACGCCGCACGUCUCGGCUCCUCGAACACGCGACACAGAUCGAUACUUGCACAGCCCUAGCCGCUAGCUGGCCAGUAACAUGUCCACGUGCAAAACUGACGUUCACAACCUGUGACCGAGUAUCGAUAUAUCCCGCGCGCGUCAACAAUGUAGCCAUAGUGACGCCUGUUGACAGAUUGACAUAUUUACGAUGCCGUUGAUUUUAUUAAAGUUUAUUAAACGUUGAGUGUUGUUAUUGUUAAUAUGACAAUAAAUUUGUUGGUUAAUUAGGAGUUUGUUGCAACGAAGAUGGGAAAUGGAAUGAAUAAGGUGCUUCCCGGGCUGUACGUUGGCAACUAUCGGGACUCGAAGGACCCAGUGCAGCUCGAACGUUACAAGAUCACACAUAUUCUGUCCAUACACGACGCGGCUCGCCGGUUACACUCUGAUAAACACUACCUCUGUAUAAUGGCGUCCGACUCUCCAGACCAGAACCUGACACAAUACUUCGCUCUCUGCAACGACUUCAUCCAUGCAGCACGGCUUAGGGACGGACACGUACUCAUUCAUUGUUUAGCGGGUAUGUCACGCAGCGUGACAGUGGCGGUAGCGUACAUCAUGUCGGUGACACCGUUAAACUGGCGUGAAGCGCUCAAGGUGGUGCGUGCAGGCCGCGCUGUCGCCAACCCAAACCUCGGCUUCCAGCGCCAGCUGCAAGAUUUCGAGACCUACAAACUAGUUGAGGAGAGAAGACGUCUAAAAGAGCGCUACCCGUCCCUCGCGCUUGCCGACAGCGACCUCUCCGAGUGCCGCAUGAUGCUGGACUCGUAUCAGACCAUGCUGAGCCAGCGCACCAUUUGCGAGGGCAAGUGCUCCAUGGGCCGCCAAUGUCCUACUGGCGUCUGUAGAACCGGGUCGAAGCGGCAGUCGCGGCCCCGGCGACCGUCCACGGCCUCAGGCGACGCGCCAGGCCUCAAACGAUCUCCCUCCACGCUCUCCACAAUGUCUACAACUUCUACAGCCUCGGGUUACCGGCCGAGGUCUUCGCCCGCGGGGUUAUUUAGCUACACCGGGGCAACACACCGCCCAACCCGCUCUGCAUCCGGCAUCAGCAUAACGCGAGUAACGGACCCCAUAGGCGGCGGCACCACGAUGGCAGUCGGUGGUAAUGAAUAUUCGCGACGACGAGCCGCCUCCGCGCCAGCCACGCCAGCGUUGUCGCCCGCCACGUCCCCGCCUGGAUCGCCUCAUCGUGGUCACCAGAGAAAGGCCUGCGCAUGGGUAAUACCCACGGUGACCUGGAAUCCUGACUCCAUGUGAUCAUGCACUCCUGCCUAUGAUUGCACGCUCUAUCACAAGGUCGCGCGCAGUGCAGCGGUGCUCGUAGCACGCGGCGCGGGGCCCGCCGAAGUCCCCGCUGCGCCAGGCCUCCGUGGCCCCGAGCUACUACCACAAGGACUGCCCGCCCGCCCGCCAGCGCGCCGACAGUUUCCAGUCUAACUAUGUCAACUAACUUGAUCCAGCGCGAACAUGUCGGAUGGGCUAUAUAGGUGCGAAGAUCUGGCGGAUGCCUGCUAGCAUGCCAUUUUUAAAACAUUUUUAACUGCUUGCGUGCUUCUCGCAACGGUUUGCCAGAUCUGAGGGCCUACCGCGAAAAACGAAAAUCGAAUUUUCGCGGUAGGGCUGCUGAACGUACCAUCUUUAAGUCUCCCUGUAUCACUUUUGCAGAGGCGCGAAAAAGAGUGUUCUCCGCUUUUUUGUCCUUUAUCUUCGUGGAAAAAAUACUCUUAACUAGAUAUUUAACAAGUUGGCAAGAAGAGAGCGUGUGUGUCAUGUAACUGCACAGAAAGAAAACUUAGGAUAUUCCGAAAAGUUAAGGAUUCUGAUUUUUUGUUGUUUCUGCCAAAACUAUCCUAACAUACCAAAUGUCCUUAUCAAACCAAAUUGGAUCUAAUUCUUCAAGUUAUAUCUCUAUGGUCUUUAUCCUGAACGAUAAAAAUUUAAUCGUUUAAUCGAGAUAUUGUCACUUCUGUGAACUCGUAAAAAUAUUUUUAAUUGGUUCAACUUGCACAAUCCUGAUGUGUACCAAUGUACCGAAUUGUAUUUUGAAUACAAAGAUACGUACCUACCUUGGCAAAUUACUUACAGACAUGACAUAAUAUGGCCGCUGUUUAGUAAGGACUUGAAAUAUGAGUCAGUCCUAUUGGGCUAUGAAAUUGCCUUAGAGCGACGUAAAUGUUCAAGUCUUGUGAUCACUGCUUGUCAACGAAACGUGCUAAUAAUUGAUAAUUAAAGUAAGCUCUCGUUCCGCACUGUAAAUAAUUUACAGUAAUUAUUUAAAGGGUUGACAUUGGUUGAGGGUGACUUCGUCUUAGAUUUUAAGACGGUAUCUACUUCUGCGAUAACAGCACUCACUCAGCAGUCACUGUAGGUAAAAUCCUUCGCACGCGUCCGCGCCAGUUAGCGUUGCUCAUACUCGUACUACUAUUUUUUUUUUCAUUAUCCCGCUCCGUACAACCGCGCCCGUUAGCGGAUGCCCUAAACAUUUAAUGGGUGAUAAUAAUUAAUUCAACAUGAGUUUCCCAAUCUAAGAAAGAACCCAAUCAUUAAAUUAUCAUUUAAUAAUCGUAAUUUUUUUAAUUGGUUGAGUAAACGCGCAUGAUAAUAUAGUCACUUUAUAUGAUUGAUUAUCAAUAUCUGUCAUAAAUUUGGAAGUGCUUUGUUUAUUACAGAAAUAUGAUGGAAAUUAUAUAUUCCUUCCUUAUCUACAAGUAGGUACAGUCAGCAUCAAAAGUAGCGGAUGAAACAAGGUUUCAAAAGUAUCUACCAUUCUGUAACAGCUUAACAAAAUGAGGUGAUUCAAUAUGUAGAACAAUUAUGACUGUAAAAUAUAUACUUUUGAAUAUAAAUUUUAGAUAUUUAUCUGUAUUUGGAAAAUUUAUCCGCAAUAUCAGAUAUUUUUGGCGCGUUGUUUCAUCCGCUACUAUUGAUGCUGACUGUACCAAUCUACUUUGUCAGUAUAAGAUUUGUUAAUUGUUACAAAAAUAGAAACGAAACCCAUAAAAAAUAUAUGUUACCGAAAAAUGCGUGCCUACCUACGGGCUACGUUGUAAGCCCGUAGGUAUGUAGCCGGAAAUGGAAUCGUAGCUACUACGCGCGCGUGCGCAUAAAGUUAUGUUUGUUUUGCGCGCAACACUGAAUAUCGGAAUUUGGUUUUCCGCAUCUUUGUAUUCGGACGAUAGAGAGGCAAAUAGGCGAACGAAUUAAUGAAGUGGUUCACUGUACAUCCAUGAUCUACCGCUGACGCGAAAGCGUACGCGUAGGUAGUUGUCGCACAAGAAACAGUGAAUACUUGUAAACGAAACAUGUACUGCCCUCGAAACGCUGACUUUUCACGCCGCCAGUAAAAAAAAAAUUUCUUAUGGCUGCAAGGAAAAAACAGAUUGAUCAGAAUUAUUGGUACCUUGUUGGAGAGCUGCCUAAAGCAAUAUGUUUUACGAGGGAAAUGAGAGGUCCCAACAACGUCACUAUAUUACAUGAUAGUGGGGUCGUUAUAGGACAAUACCAAUAUUUUUUUCAUUAAAGCAUGAGACUUGGCACACUUGUUACUAAGGUGGACCAGAGUCGAAAACGCCCGGGAGGCAGCGGGAGACACCCCUCUAGGGGGGAGGGGGAGGGGGUGAAGUUUUCCUACGCCGCGCGCACUGUUGGUCGUUAUAACU
Cydia pomonella (codling moth) is the source of this 3867-nucleotide messenger RNA. RefSeq names its product dual specificity protein phosphatase 22-like. Gene Ontology annotation, molecular function: protein tyrosine/serine/threonine phosphatase activity. Gene Ontology annotation, cellular component: cytosol. NCBI's taxonomy places the organism in Eukaryota, Metazoa, Arthropoda, Insecta, Lepidoptera, Tortricidae. Bases 455 to 1465 code for a protein of 336 amino acids. Gene Ontology annotation, biological process: protein dephosphorylation. The transcript has 9 exons. The record is from RefSeq and is a predicted model, not a curated record.